ACAAGAGAGCAAUCAUUGAUUCCGACGAGUCAACGGUAAUCAUGGGCGCCCAGGAAGAGGACACGAAAUCCAGCACUAUCGGUGGCGUGCUACCGGUAGUGGAAGUUGCGUCCCUCGUGGAAAAGGCCAAGUUCUACACGUCCCUUUGCCUGGGCAGCACAGCCAUUCUCGCCGUAUUCGCCUUCCUUUUUCUAAUCCCUUUCGUCGUCGAGCCGGCGAUCUCCACGAUUUUGGCCGAUUUCUCUCCUCACGCCGUGGCCUGCGUCGUCACCGACCACGUCUACGCCGAGGGAUUGAAGAAUUGCUCUUGGGCAAGCUGCAGAGAAGGUUGUACCAGCGCGGCGCUUCGUUGCCAUCAGAUCCGAGUGAAUUACACGAGAUUGAUGUUCGAAGAAUUCAUGGCGAAGCCUCGUGGUUCGAUACCGUGGGACAUGCCGGACACGAAAUUCUUCGUGAACACGGAGGGCUGCGGUUACCCACCGAGAGUGAACUGUUCCGAUUUUGCCAAGAAAUACGGAUAUUCCAACAUGGGGAAGAUAUUCCCCUGCUAUUACAGCAGGACAAACCCAGAGACUGUCGUCGCAAGGUAUUCUUGGGAUGAAAACCUGAGGCAUCUAGUGCUAGCCUUGGUGGUUCCUACAGUACUUUUCGGAGUGUCCCUCGGCGUGUUGUGUUAUUGGUACUGUCCACCAAUGGGCAAAAAUUGCGGAGGACCAGGUCGUAACUUGAUUGACAAGUACGCGAGGAAGGAAGACAUCCUGGGAGAGGAUGAGUUCGAGGAGGACGAGGAGGAAUACUGACUGCUACCAAGGGCUCACCCCCCAGCGCGGGAGUGACGCCGAAGCAAUUACUGAAAAAUCGUCGUGGAGCGUGCUUCACGUUGAAAUGUCAAAGCGAUCGUUCGAAAGCAAUAGCAGCGUCAAGGAAAAUUCGCAGCAACGAACAGAGAAUGCAAUUCGUUCUACGUAACUUGCGUCAGCUCCUGUCUGACCCUGUUUACACUUCUACUACUUCCGAUCGAUCUUAGCCUAUCGCGAUGCAACUGCACUUGCGCCUAAUCGAUUGCUUUACAAUUAAAGAAAAUUGGGUACACCUAAUGCUAACAUUUGGCUCCUUUAAAUCUAUCUAUCUAUCUCGGAUCGUUCUCUCGAUUCUCUUAAACAUGAUUCUAAUCAAAUUAUUUCCCCCAUCCUAUGAACUUGCAAUAAAUCAAAAUUAACGUUAUAUACGCC
This is a messenger RNA of Heterotrigona itama, 1232 nucleotides long. NCBI's taxonomy places the organism in Eukaryota, Metazoa, Arthropoda, Insecta, Hymenoptera, Apidae. The record is from the annotation of a GenBank genome assembly.